GAGGCAGCGGCGGGGACAGCCACUGCAGCAGCAUUCGCGCCAGCUCCAGCCCGCAGCUCGCAGGGAGAGUCCGGCUCCUGUCCUGCCUGCAGCAGCCAAGCCCAGACCUGUCCAGCACCAUGGACGUCUUCAAAAAGGGCUUCUCCAUCGCCAAAGAGGGCGUGGUGGGUGCCGUGGAGAAGACCAAGCAGGGGGUGACAGAGGCAGCCGAGAAGACCAAGGAGGGGGUCAUGUAUGUGGGAGCCAAGACCAAGGAGGGUGUCGUGCACAGCGUGACCUCAGUGGCUGAGAAGACCAAGGAGCAGGCCAACGCCGUGAGCGAGGCUGUGGUCACCAGCGUCAACACCGUGGCCGCCAAGACCGUGGAGGAGGCGGAGAACAUCGCGGUCACUUCUGGGGUGGUGCGCAAGGACGACUUGAAGCAACCUGCCCCCCCACAGGAGGACGAGGCAGCCAGAGAGGAAGAGGAAGCGGCUGAAGAGGCCAAGAGUGGGGCAGACUAGAGGGCUGCCAGCCAGCUCGGAGGCCCGAGGACACUCCUCUGCCCUGGACCCCGCCCCCUCGUGGCACAAGGAGUGCCGCCCUGGCGUGUGACCUGCAGCUGCCCACACUCCCCGCCCCUCGCCUGGCCGCCCGCACCGCCCUCCCUUGGCCCUUCCUGCCCUCUGGUCCUUCUGACCCCACAGAUGCUGCUGUGAAUGUAUUUAUUUAUUUUGUGUGUAUGUGACUCCAAAUAAAACUUGAGCCCUA
Messenger RNA from Lemur catta (Ring-tailed lemur), 750 nucleotides. It is a transcript of the gene SNCG, whose product is annotated as synuclein gamma. Bases 120 to 503 code for a protein of 127 amino acids. The transcript is spliced from 5 exons. Gene Ontology annotation, biological process: synapse organization; synaptic vesicle endocytosis; chemical synaptic transmission. Gene Ontology annotation, cellular component: cytoplasm; axon terminus; neuronal cell body. Lineage: Eukaryota; Metazoa; Chordata; Mammalia; Primates; Lemuridae. The record is from RefSeq and is a predicted model, not a curated record. Gene Ontology annotation, molecular function: cuprous ion binding.